Molecule: messenger RNA, 864 nt
Organism: Didymodactylos carnosus
Lineage: Eukaryota; Metazoa; Rotifera; Eurotatoria; Philodinida; Philodinidae
Source: the annotation of a GenBank genome assembly
AUGCAACAUCCUAUCAUGCAACAAGAACAAUCUUCUUCAAUUCCACCACAACGAUACAACUACUCAUCACAGCAACCUCGUUAUCCACAACACGGUCCACCUCGAACGCAACACACCAACAACGAGAAAACGUAUGGUGAGUCUGAAUUUGAUAAUAUUAUGCAUCCACCAAUUCAAACAACUGCGACACUCGGUGAUGGACGAACCAAUAUUAUGGUCAAUGGUAUAGUUGAAUUAAGUGUCACUAUCAAUGAUAUUACCACUGUCAUCACAGUCCUUAUUGUCGCUUCAUUAGGUGCUAAGUUAGUUCUUGGUACGGACCGGUGUAACUCAAAUAAUGUGAACGUGAAUAUUGGUUAAAACCAAGUUGAGAUCAAUCACCCACAAGGCGGAACUACAAUAACACCGUUUCUUGAUGUGGGCUCGGUCGAUGUUCGCCUCGCAGAAGAAAGAAUACGAAAUGCAGGUGCCGAUCUCAUCUGCUACUCCUUAUUUUUACCAGAUUUUAAAAAAUGUCCAAAGUUAAAUAUUCAGAUGAACAACAAAAAGGCUUCAACUUUAACAACACUGGAGACGACCAUGGUGAGUUGGAUGGUCGAAUAAUACCUUGAUCGAGUAGUUUUCCCACUUCCUGUUGCAUUUCUUUUCUUUGUUGAACCGUCCUAUAAUAUGGUCGAACACUUGUUGGUGGGUGAUCACCAGUGUUGAUGGUAUGAUGAAUCUUGGUGUUUGCUCGGGUCAUUUUUGAGGUGUCAAAUGAACGCUUGUUUUGUCGAAGGAUAUUAAGAAAAUCAUUACGAUGAUGUUUAUCAUUAAUGUGCAUUACUAAUUCUUGUAGAACAUUGUCGAGUGAUGAUAAGUUGG